Molecule: messenger RNA, 2430 nt
Organism: Eimeria necatrix
Lineage: Eukaryota; Apicomplexa; Conoidasida; Eucoccidiorida; Eimeriidae
Product: OSJNBa0042D13.18 protein, related
Exons: 4
Biological process (GO): proteolysis
Molecular function (GO): zinc ion binding; aspartic-type endopeptidase activity; nucleic acid binding
Source: RefSeq, a predicted model, not a curated record
AUGCGUCGCACUGGAGAACCCCUGACUGAUUGGGAGCAACUGAGACAGCGAUUCUGCGAGCACUCCUGUAGUAUAACUAAGGAACGGAUGAAAGCCAUGAUAGCGGAGAAUGUAUGGAGGGGCGACCACCACGCAUACUCUGCGCGCUUUGCGGCCAUCGUGGCCCAAGGGGUGCCGGUGGCUCCAGACCUGUUGGUGGGCUACUACUUGGCCAACCUGCCGGACGAAAUAGCAGAACGGUUAACUGAAGCGGGAACCAGGAAGUUCUCGGACUGGCAGGAAGCCUCCGCAGCACUGGCUGCCAAGAUGGCACCGUGGGAAGACUUCUGCGAAGACCGCCACCGAUUCCAACGAGACUUAGAGGAUGCCAAGCGUAGAUGGGCUUACGGCGGGCGAGAGCCGGGCCUACUACGUGAACGAGAGAACAGCAACAACAGACGGAAUGAUACUACGGACUUGCGUUGCUACGCGUGCAGCGGAAGGGGACAUGCGAGCAGGGACUGUCCGCUCCGGCCGAACUCCAUUCCAGUCUCCCCAGAUUGGGGGAAGAGGUUGCGUAUUGGGGAAGAGCGGGAACGCCCCGAGGGUCCGGACGUGGGGGAGACUCAGCUACCCCUGGCAGACCAGUCCCACGCCGAGACUACGCUGCAAAUCAAGGAAGGGUCUAGGCGUAGACUGGACCACAGCGGCGAGCAGAACGACGCCACAACAGAAGGGGACCGUCCGCAGGACACGAGCACUAAAGAACUACAAUGGUGGCGCGAGCAGAGAGUGCAGGAAGACGCCACGCCCAAGGGGACUCUGUGUAGUGUGGGUAUGACCGCCGUACUAAGAGUCGAAGUGGCCGGAAACCAGUGCGAAGCUCUUCUAGAUACCGGCGCCUCAAGGAGCUUCAUUAGCCCAGGGGCGGUAGAACGCCUGCAGCUGAGAACACGGAAGCUGCCUGAGGAACACGUGUUCACCGUAGCUAAUGGUGCGCAGUUGAGGAUAGUUCGAGUGGUGAAGGGGCUCACAAUGUGGUGUGGGACGGCCCGCCUAGCUGGCGACUUCUUAGUCGGGCCGGUGCCAUAUGAUCUAGUGCGGACCCCCGCCGAGCAGGCGUACGACAUACUGGCUAAACAGGUGGCUGACAUGACUAGGGAGGAAGCUACGGCACUCCUAAGCCCACCCUCUAAGAGGUAUAAGCCACCCCCAAGGGGCAAACGGAAAGCAGUGGUCGCUGCCCUGCUACAGCAGACUUCGGAGAGCGCAGCUUGCAUACACCACCCACUUCAAGGGCUCAACGUCAUACUAGCGCUUCCCGCGAUGGAGUCGGACGUGGCUCUGCGUCUAAUGGAGGAGUGGCAAGGGGCUUUAUGUUGUGUCUUGGUCGAAGCCUCCCCUUCCAACCCCCACCGACAGUGUCUUAAGGCACUACCCGUCUCCGCGUUCCCCGACGACGAGGAAACAUCCCCUUGGCCAACGGCCAAGCUAGAGUACUCGAAAUUCGAUACGUGGUUAACCUCCGAGGAGGCGCAGGAGACUCCCCGAGUGAUACUGGAUGUGUUGUGUACCCACCGUGCGGUCUUUCCGGAUAAACUUCCUACAGGGUUGCCACCGAAGCGCCCCCACGAUCACCGAAUCCUUCUCGUGCCAGGGAAGCUCCCUACGAAAUCGGCGAUCUACCGCAUGACCCCCGAACAACUUCUAUUUCACAAGCAGGAGAUAGCUAAGCUGUCUGCUAAUGGGUGGAUUGGCCCCACUUACUCUCCGAUCUGCGCACCUACGAUUAUGGUGGAUAAGCGUAGCGAUGGGACGGGCGAGCGAUUUCACCAGAUAAGGAUGGCCAAGGAGGACAGGUGGAAGACAGCUUUCCGUUCGGUUAUGGGGUUAUUCGAGUAUAAGGUCAUGCCCUUUGGCCUCAAGGGCGCGCCUGCUACCUUUCAGGCCAACAUCAAUGCAUACCUACAGCCUUUAUUAGGUCAGGGAGUCAUCGCGUACCUUGACGAUGUCCUCAUUUACAGCCCCGACCUUCCCAGUCACGUUACCCUCCUCCAACAAGUUCUACGUAUUUUCCUCGAUCAGCAAUUUUACCCAAAGUUCUCUAAAUGCAAGUUUGCGAAGCGGGAGCUUACCUACCUGGGCUAUACCGUCAGCGCGGAGGGUAUAAAACCCGCACCAGACAAGAUUCAAGUCAUCAAGGCGUGGCCCGAGGUGUUGGAGAACGAGACGCAAAUACGUCAGUUCCUAGGCACCGUUAAUUAUUGUCGCAUGUUCAUGGGCCCGGAUUUUGCUAGGGUCGCCCGCCCGCUCGUAGAUCUCACACGCAAGGGUGUCCCUUUCCAGUGGACAGACGCACACACUCAGGCGGUACGCCACCUCAAGCAGCGUUUGAUUGAUUACACCACCCUACAGAUUUCUGAUACCACGAAACCGUUUGAGCUCUACUGC